AUGAAGCUCCUCCUGUUGGCUGUAGCGGUGCUGCUCCUGGUGGUGGAACAGGGAACUGCAGACAGGAUCCUGUCCAGAAGGACCAAGAGGGAGCUUGCCAGCCCGCUACACAUGGGCGGCAUCAGGGACCCGUUUGGCUCCUACUGCCAGAGGAGAGGAGGCUGCUGCCCUGGCAGGGACGACCUGUGCACCGUGCCCUACCUGGACACCAUCUGCUACUGCGACCUGUUCUGCAACCGCACUGUCUCCGACUGCUGCCCCGACUUCUGGGGGCACUGCCUGGGCGUAGCGCCGCCCUUUAUUGGCACCUGCGAAAGAAACGGACACAGGUUCUUCACAGGCCAAACAUACAAGGAGAACUGCAACUUAUGUACGUGUGGCACCACAGGGCGCUGGGAGUGUGAGCAGUACGCCUGUCUGAUUGAGAGUGACAUGAUUCAUGCAGUCAACAGAGGAAACUAUGGGUGGAGGGCAGCUAACUACAGUCAGUUCUACGGCAUGACUCUGGACGAGGGCAUCCGUUACCGCUUGGGCACCCAGAGACCCUCCAGGACUAUUAUGAACAUGAAUGAGAUCCAGAUGAACAUGGAUCCCCAGGAUGACCAUUUGCCCCUCCACUUCAGUGCAGCCGAGAAGUGGCCAGGGAAGAUCCAUGAACCGCUGGACCAGGGCAACUGUGCUGCCUCCUGGGCCUUCUCAACUGCAGCGGUGGCAUCGGACCGAAUCUCCAUCCAGUCCAUGGGUCACAUGACGCCUCAGUUGUCCCCGCAGAACCUAAUUUCCUGUGACACCCGCAACCAGGGGGGCUGUGCCGGGGGCCGUGUUGACGGGGCCUGGUGGUACCUCAGGCGCAGAGGAGUGGUGACAGAGGAUUGUUACCCAUUCCUGCCCCCACAGCAAACUCCGGCAGAUGUGGGACGCUGCAUGAUGCAGAGUCGCUCCAUUGGCCGAGGGAAGAGGCAAGCGACGCAGCGCUGUCCCAACACACACAACUACCACAACGACAUCUACCAGUCCACACCGCCCUACAGGCUCUCAUCCAACGAAAAGGAGAUUAUGAAGGAGAUUAUGGAUAAUGGUCCUGUGCAAGCGAUUAUGGAGGUCCAUGAGGACUUCUUUGUCUAUAAGAGUGGGAUCUACAAACACACAGAUGUCAGCUUCACCAAACCUCCACAAUACCGCAAACAUGGCACACACUCUGUCAGGAUCAUUGGGUGGGGAGAGGAGAGAAACUUUGAUGGAUCACCAAGAAAAUUCUGGAUUGCUGCCAACUCCUGGGGAAAGAACUGGGGGGAGAACGGCUUCUUCCGUAUCGCCCGCGGGGACAACGAGUGCGAGAUUGAAAGAUUUGUGAUUGGUGUGUGGGGUAGAGUCACUAUGGAGGACAUGCACAACCACCAUCACCACCAUCACCGCCGACGCAAGUAGAGACAGUGCAGAAGCCAAGCCCCACCAAGACCCUUGUUCUCAUCCCACCCAUUUGCCCUUCACCCCAGAGGAGAACCACACCGACACUCCUACAACUUCCUCAUAUCUCCUUCUCUGCUAAGCUGGCUGGGAAAGCCGCAAAAUCAACCUCAGAGCCCCCACUCCUUCUCCCUGUACGCCUCACUCUGGGGGUUCCAACUCAACUACCCCAAACCCCUUUUCCCGACCCACUUUAGCCCUUUUUAGAAGACCAACAAACCCCACUUUCCCUAUAACUCAAGGUUUAUGGCACCAAAAAGUUUAAAAAAACAAACACAAACCUCAACUAAGCUAUAGCUCUUUUACGUUGCCUUGCCUGGCAUCAAGAUGCCACAUGAGGCACCUCAGGACUGUACUGUUCCAAAGACCACACUUCCCAGAAUCCUCAGCAUAGUAUCCGGUGAGACAUGUUCAUGUCACAGUUUGAUGACGACAGAAGGAAUACAGUAGCUCAAUCUGAUCUUUUCAUUCUUCUUUGUCCUCCUGUGUCAAACUGAUACUUGAGUCUUCUCUAGUUCUAAAUUUGUAAUCUGAUUUGUUGAAGCCAAAACCAGAGGGACGGUUUGAUAAAGAGGAAAUCAGAGAGGCAGAGGCAGAUUAUCUACACAACAAACGGGGAUUUUUCCCUUUCACAAAGACACAGUGACUCGAAUUGUGUAACAAAAUAAUAUAUCACAGGUAGACCACAGAUAUACAGAUAUAUAAGGCUGCACACAUGCACAGUCGGCUAAUUUCCUCACUUGUAGAGAAGACACUUGUAGAAAAGUAGCAGCAACAGGCAGGUUAGUUGCUCACACAUUCCAAUAAAGCAGAAUCUUACACUGGAAAUGGUAGGGGAUUUGGCUGAGAGUAGGAUGACGGGUGAUGAGAUUAUAGUGAACUUUGAUUUCGGGGACGGGGGUGCGGGGUGCGGGGGGGUUAGGGUGAUUUAUAAUACCACCGACCACUACCAAUGAUUAAAAAGCCAGAUUCUUGAAAAUACCUCUAAAUCUCGAAGCAAACUCCGUGGUAAAGGUGAGCAGCACAAAAUUUUGAAAAAUCAAAUUCUUCAAGAAUGAAACAGGCUGAAUCGGCUGACCGUGCUGCCAUAGCUGACUGCACCAUCUCAUUUUCAAAGCAAAACAACAAUGAAUUCAGAGGUUGAAAAGAUUGUAAACAAUGGCAAUCUUUGGGGUCUUAACGCCUUAAAGAAACAGUGCUGUUUUGGUCACUGAAAAAGAUAGUGUUUGUGAAUAGUCGUCUUAAUUUGCUCCGUUCUGUGUACACUGUUACAAAUUUGAGCUAAAGAUGUUAUUUGUUGUUGCAGUUAUUCUUUAAUCUUUAUUUUAUUACUUGUUUUGAGAUAUAUGUAGUAUCUUUCAUAACACACUCAUCAGCCUGUCUGUGCAGUUACUUUGGAGGGUGUUCUGCCUGUACUUUUACAAAGUGCAUGUAUGACUUCAUUACUGUCUGGCUACAGCAAGGAGCAGGAGGGCGGAUUCUGCUGCCAAAGUCUGAUCAAUGCUAUCUCAUUGCAGAAUCUUUGGUCUGAUGAACAGUUAUUAUGCAAUAAACAAGUAAAGCCAUUUCCAGCUACGGUUGGAACCACAGCUUCAAAUCACACAGGUUACGGAUGAGUUUUAUGGCUUGUUUAGGUGCUCCUUUUUUUAUUGUGUUUGCUCUGGAAACUUAACAUGUUCCAAUUUAUCAGCCUUGUGUCUAUCUUUCCUACCACAAGGGUUUAUGGUGUCUCAUUUUCAAUUUAUUGCGGGCUAAUAGUUGGAUUUUCAGAUCUUUUCCAGCAGCGCCUCACUUGAAAAGAAAUGCGUUGCACAUCUUUAUCACUUGCCUUAAAUUACAACCCAGCGUGUAACUUCAAAAGGCCUUUUAUAUCAUCGUGUCCCAUAAUAUUAAAGGUCCCAAAACCAUCUCCUUCAGGCAAGGAAAGGCAGAUGAACAUAAAAGCAAAGAGGGGUGUCCAGACGGACAAGCAUUGUACAAUGUGGUAAAGGGGCUAUAGAUGAUUAACGUUAUUGCAUGUCAACCAUGCAAUGGACUAAGUUUUAGUUUCAUUUCAAAGGGAGCAAAAGCACAGGAUGGUUGAAAGAAUGGACCCGUGAAAUAAGAUGCAAUACAGGUCAACAAGGAAACCCAAUGCAGAAAGGAGGAUGUGAGGAUGGAGGUGAUUAAGGGAGACUGAAGUGAGGAGACAGCCGUUUACCCUGCAGCCUGAAGGAGGUGUGAUGUUAACAGAGGAAAGAUGAUCUUCAACUCCUCUAAAUUUUUAUCUGUGGGCGAGUUGCUAUAGCUCCUAUACAGGAGAGAAAAAGACUAAUGGACACGACUUAGUUCUCAAAUUGAUCUACAUUUCAAGUGCCAGCACACUUAAUACUUUCUUUUUGUCUCUUAACAUUUUAGGCAAAUUUUAGCCAGUGGAGUUGGGAAGCAUUAACAUUAAGCUAGAUCGCUCUUAGGUGUUGAAGUACAGUAUUUAGAGUCAGAAUCUAUUGGAAUGUCCCUUUUCCCGUGCAGUCAUCCAGAGAGCGCUGUCCUCACAGGGAUAAACCAGUUAUAGACAGAGUGGAUCAAUGGCCUGAGCGAGACGGGCAACUGAAUCAUUCAUGCAGAAGAAAGGAGUGGAAUCUGACCAAAGCUUGAAUCAUUUCAGUGUCUUUUUUUUUCUGUUGACCGCAGAUUGUUUACUUAAAUGUCCAUUUCUUAUGCCUAUGUCUGAUUUAUGCCCUUCAGGUGCAUUGUUAGUUUUGGACAAGGUGCUAUAGCGUGACACAGAAUGUGCGGACAAAAGGUGCAGCGAACCUUCUCAAGACAUCUUAGAGUAAAAAAAAAAAAAAAAAAUGAGCCACAUUUUAAUGGAGCCAGUUAACAUUAUAAUUAUCUUUACCUAAUGUCUUACAAGGGAAAAAGGACACCCUAAUCACAAAGAUAAUUUGGGAAAGCCAGUCCUUUUCCAUGGAAAUUUAUGGAACCCUUUCAACCAAACAAUUUUCUCCAGCUCCAUAACGUCUCCUUCAAAAACACCCCCAAAGCUGCAGCAGAAACCCCACUCAGAAGUUGUGUAUUUUAUGGCAAAUGAACCACUCCAUACUCACUGAUGUGUAGACUUUUAUUUAUGACAAGAUGUGUAAAUUAUAUACUUUUAUUCUCCUUUGUCUCCUGUGCAAUGUUUUAUUAUCUCUCUGUCUCUUGUAUUGUGUGCACUAAAUGCAAAACCACAGUAGUGUUCACCUGUGAGGCACAAUAAAGUCUUUCCAAA
Myripristis murdjan (pinecone soldierfish) is the source of this 4720-nucleotide messenger RNA. RefSeq names its product tubulointerstitial nephritis antigen-like 1 (gene tinagl1). Gene Ontology annotation, biological process: proteolysis. Lineage: Eukaryota; Metazoa; Chordata; Actinopteri; Holocentriformes; Holocentridae. The record is from RefSeq and is a predicted model, not a curated record. Bases 1 to 1428 code for a protein of 475 amino acids. The transcript is spliced from 11 exons. Gene Ontology annotation, molecular function: peptidase inhibitor activity; cysteine-type peptidase activity.